AUGCCCAGGGCCGCUCAAUCCCAGCUAGCUCCGCCCAGUGCCAUCACGUCCACAAGGUGGCCUGACGAUCAAUCAUGGAGCCCGGACAAGCCCAGUCGAGCCAAUCCCCGAGAAAAAAGAAAAAAGAAAGGGCAGAAACCUUCCUCGUCCGAUGAUGAAGAGGAGACCUUGACGUUACCCGUCGCGGAGACGGCCCCGCCAGAUGUGAACAAUCCUGCCGCCCAUCUAUCAUACUUCGAGUUGCCCAACGCUCUGACGGAACACAGGCUUGCCGGUCCUGGCAUGGGAGGGCUCGGAUUGCCGGUCGGGGUGUUCACUGGGGACCCUUUCAGCUUCGCAGACGAAACCCUCGCCCAGAGACUGCAUUUCUACCGAGUCAUGUUUGUCAAUCUCACUAGCAAGAGCGGGAUCCGAUGGGAUGUCCGCACCGUCAACAUCUACGGAAGAGCUCCAAAGUCGGGCGGUCGAGACCGAAUCCCUGGCCCCAGCUGCUCAAGCAAGCAUGUCAGCUUCUUUCUAGAACAUACCGCUCUGCCGAAACUGAAAGGGAAACAAGUCACCGUCUACAUCUACACCUUGUUACGGUCCCAAUGGAACAUGGGAAUCGCCAUGAAUUUGCCGUCUCUGCGAUCGUGCCUUCAGGAAGAUUUUCGUCCCCUCCAGAGGGAAGUCAGAACCAUACGAAUGGAGAAUCCAAGGAACACUGUCUAUAUCCCGCGUGGACCCGUGAAGGCCCCAAAUGACGCCGCUAGAGUCCUGGCCGAUACUGCAAAAGCUGUUGCCAACACUACCAAGGCCCUUAGCCAAACAGCGAAGGUGCUUGAUGAGGCUGUGAAGGCACCAAUCGACCUGGCAAAUGCUCCUCAUGAUGUUACGACAGACCCUACCACACCAGCGUCUCCUGCGAACACGCAAACCCCUACUUCCAGCCAGCCGGAUCUUGGCUCUAUCGUACUGGCACCCAACUCCAGCAACUCAAAUUGUGGCACUGGGGCACCUAACCCCGGUCCCAGACAAUCGACAUCGGAUCUGCCAUCGCACGAGCAGCCUUCCCUGACUCUGAAAGGAAAGCGAAAGCACUCCGAGUCUGACUUGCUGGAUUUAUCGCCACCUUUCAAACAAUGCAAAUAG
This is a messenger RNA of Penicillium concentricum, 1131 nucleotides long. RefSeq lists its product as uncharacterized. The coding region runs from base 1 to 1131 and encodes 376 amino acids. The record is from RefSeq and is a predicted model, not a curated record. The transcript has 3 exons. NCBI's taxonomy places the organism in Eukaryota, Fungi, Ascomycota, Eurotiomycetes, Eurotiales, Aspergillaceae.